UUGUGUGUGUGUUGUCAGAUCAGUGCCAACGUGCUGAUCUUCCUGUGCACUAAUAUGAUCGGCAUCUGCACCCACUACCCUGCUGAGGUCUCCCAGAGACAAGCCUUCCAGGAGACGAGGGGUUACAUCCAGGCCAGACUUCACCUGCAGAGGGAGAAUCAGCAACAGGAACGCUUACUGCUGUCUGUGCUGCCAAGGCAUGUUGCUAUGGAGAUGAAGGCUGAUAUCAAUGCCAAGAAGGAAGAUAUGAUGUUUCACAAGAUCUACAUCCAGAAACAUGACAAUGUUAGCAUCCUGUUUGCAGACAUCGAGGGCUUCACCAGCCUGGCGUCGCAGUGCACGGCCCAAGAGUUGGUCAUGACUCUGAACGAGUUGUUUGCUCGCUUCGACAAGCUGGCCUCGGAGAAUCACUGUCUGCGUAUCAAAAUCCUCGGGGACUGCUACUACUGUGUUUCAGGGCUGCCCGAGCCCCGGGCUGACCAUGCCCACUGCUGCGUGGAGAUGGGAGUGGACAUGAUUGAAGCCAUUUCGCUGGUGAGAGAAGUGACAGGUGUUAAUGUGAACAUGCGGGUGGGCAUUCACAGCGGGCGUGUUCACUGCGGGGUGCUGGGCCUGCGCAAGUGGCAGUUUGACGUCUGGUCCAACGAUGUGACGCUCGCAAACCAAAUGGAGGCCGGAGGCAAGGCGGGACGUAUUCACAUCACCAAAGCCACACUGCAGUACCUGAACGGCGACUACGAGGUGGAGCCAGGAUUUGGGGGGGAGAGGAACGCUUACCUGAAGCAGCACAGCAUUGAGACCUUCUUGGUGCUGGGAUGCAGCCAGAAAAGGAAAGAAGAGAAAGCCAUGAUGGCCAAGAUACAGCGAACACGUGCAAAUUCUACAGAGGGACUGAUGACCGACAGAUCCUUUGCCAGGAGCAAGGAGUCCAAAGUCUACAAGACCAUGGGCAUCGAUGCUGCAUCCAGCAAAGAAAAAAGCAAAGUCACGCCCCACAGUGACCCGUCGUACCAUGUUCCCUUUAGCCGCUGCGCUCAGGAGCCCCUGAACUCUGAGGAGGAGGUAGAUGAGUUCCUUGCGCGAGCCAUCGAUGCACGCAGCAUCGACCAGCUGAGAAAGGACCACGUGAAGAAGUUUCUGCUCACCUUUCAAACAGUCGACCUCGAGAAGAAGUACUCCAAAAAGAUUGACGAUCGCUUCGGAGGAUAUGUGGCCUGUACAGUGCUGGUCUUCUGUUUCAUCUGUUUUAUUCAGAUGAUCGUUUUCCCAAAAACAACACUUAUGCUUGGUCUUUACAUCAGCAUCUUCAUCAUUCUUGCUAACAUCCUCUUCAUCUGUGUCAUCUAUUCCUGCAUUAAACUCUUCCCAGCUGCCUUGCAGACGCUUACCAAGAACAUAGUCCAGUCUCGAGCAAACAGCACAUUGGUGGCCGUCUUCUCCAUCCUCCUCCUCUUCAUCUCUUCUUUUGCUAACAUGUUCAUCUGCAGCAGAGGGAAACUGCAGGACUGUGUAGCCGAUGAGCUGAACACAUCAGUGACUCUGUGCCUGCUUCAUAACCUGACCAAGACAGCAGAGGACGGUUUGACUCUGUGUUCCAGUCAGGCCGUGCCCUGCCAUUUCCCCGAGUAUUUCAGCUACAGUGUACUGCUGACCCUGCUGGCCUGCUCUGUGUUCCUGCACAUCAGCAGCAUCGGGAAGCUGGCUCUCAUGCUGUUCAUCCAGCUCACUUUCAUCCUGCUGGUGGAGUGGCCUCAGGUGGCCCUGUUUGACAACGCAGACCUGCUGGUCAUUGCCAACACCCUGCAACUAUCACCUGUGAAUGAUACGUUGCAACAACUCAGUUUCAAUGAAACUGCAGAACAGUGCAUGGAGAGUGUGACCAAGGUAUCCCUAAAGGUCAUGACCCCUGUUGUCCUGAUGGUUUUUGUCCUGGCCCUCUACUUGCAUGGCCAACAGGUGGAGUCCACUGCACGCCUCGACUUCCUCUGGAAGCUGCAGGCCACUGAAGAGAAGGAGGAGAUGGAGGAGCUCCAGGCCUAUAACCGCCGCCUGCUCCAUAACAUCCUGCCCAAGGACGUGGCUGCCCACUUUCUUGCCCGGGAGCGCCGGAAUGAUGAGUUGUACUACCAGUCCUGCGAGUGCGUUGCUGUCAUGUUCGCCUCCAUCAGCAACUUUUCUGAGUUUUAUGUGGAGCUGGAGGCAAACAAUGAGGGGGUCGAGUGUCUUAGGCUGCUUAAUGAGAUCAUCGCCGACUUUGAUGAGAUAAUCAGCGAGGAGAGGUUCCGUCAGCUGGAGAAAAUCAAAACCAUUGGCUCCACCUACAUGGCAGCCUCUGGCCUCAACGACUCCACAUACGAUAGAGAGGGCCGCUCACACAUCCUGGCUCUGGCAGACUAUGCCAUGAGGCUCAGAGAGCAGAUGAAGUACAUCAAUGAGCACUCCUUCAACAACUUCCAGAUGAAGAUAGGGCUGAAUAUGGGGCCUGUUGUCGCAGGGGUGAUUGGAGCUAGAAAACCCCAGUACGAUAUCUGGGGCAACACGGUCAAUGUCGCCAGCCGAAUGGACAGCACAGGAGUUCCAGACUACAUCCAGGUGACCACAGACUUGUACCACGUGCUGGUCAACAGCGGAUACCAGCUGGACCGUCGGGGCGUUAUCAAGGUGAAGGGGAAGGGGGAGAUGACCACUUAUUUCCUCACCAGCGGUCCCCAGGGCAGUUAA
Menidia menidia (Atlantic silverside) is the source of this 2721-nucleotide messenger RNA. The record is from the annotation of a GenBank genome assembly. NCBI's taxonomy places the organism in Eukaryota, Metazoa, Chordata, Actinopteri, Atheriniformes, Atherinopsidae.